UCGCUUAGCGUAGUUUUAGCGAAGUCGUCGGAGUAGUUAUCGUGUUAUGAUUUUGCACUAACGGCGUAUCACAAACAGCGGCACACCAGUGUUACCAACCCGGUGCCACUAACCUGACGCGACUUCUAGCUCAUCAGAUUUCAUCAUACUCUUCCAUGUGUGAAAGGCGUUGUUGCAACGGGAGAGCUGGUUUAUGGAGCGGCGGCCAGUAUUUCCCACCUGAGCUCUGGGUUAAUUAAGCAAAAUGGACACAGCCGAAUCUGAGCAAGAGGAAGAAGAACCAAGAAAGAAAGAUCCGCAAGUAACUUCUACGGAUCCAAUUGAACGCAAAUUGGCCCGACGUUUGCGAAUUCAAAAACGGCUGGAACAAGUGAAAAAAACAAGAGAUGGAAGAGAAGUAUCAGAAGAAGGAGAAGAGAGUAUUAAGACUCCUAUAGAACAACAAAUAGCAGACAGUAUGGUGACUUUGGAUCAUUUGAUUCAAGAUGGACAAGAACAAGUGACAAACAUUCGCGUAGCAAAUGAUGCUCGCGAAGUCAAACGCCGACAAGAGCAGGCAGAGGCUCGCAUUGUCAGAAUGAAACUUGUCGAAGAUGAAGCAAGAGAGAGUCUGGAGAAGCUUGAAGAGAUUAAUCAAAAAUGGAGAGAAAUAUCAAACUACAGAGAUCCUCUUGAUAUUUACAGCGAUAUGGAAAAACAAAAAGUUAAGUGUGAAGAAUUGCUGCAGGCAAAAAAUGAAGUUAUAGAGAAACUGAACAAAGAACUAGAUAAAAAUGAUGAAUUCUUCAGGCGAGACCAGAAGAGACAAAAGGAAGAUUUGAAUCUAUUGGCAGAGAGAAUUGACAAUCAUAUAAACAUGAUGUCAAAAGCUUAUAGGCAAGAACUUGCAAUGUUAGAUGAAGUUAUAAAAGUAGAGCAGAGUGAAUUAGUCGAGUCUACUAAUAAAGAAUGGGAGGAACUCUACAAAGAACGGGAUAAGGAAGAAGUAGUAAAUAUGAAAAAGAAAUUUGAGCUAAUAAUAGAUUUUGAGAAAGAAAUGGACACUAUACAUGUUGAACACCAAGAAAAAUAUAGAGAAGCAAAAAUGCGUCUUGAAGCAGAUAUACGUGUUCUGCAACAAGAAUUGGAAAAAAUAAAAGCUCUGUGUCUUUUGAACAGUGAAAAAUUAGAUUAUAAUUUUCUGAUCCUCAAAAAAAGAGAUGCUGAAAACAUUAUCAUGAAAGCGCAUCAAAAACGAAGAAUAAAUAAGUUACAGGACGUAGUAAAUAAACUGAGAGCAAGAAUUGAAGAAGCAGAAAGAACAACAAAAGCUGAGAAACAAAGAUUAACUGAUGAAGUUUUGAAGUUGCAUAAUAAUAUUAUCGAUAUAGGAAGGAAAGCUGAUCAAUUUGCAGAAGUAAAUGAUAAAAAAUAUAACCAAGUAUGGGAAAUGAAUGAAAAUAUUGCUAAAGAUCUUCUGGAGAAGAUUUUGACAGCUGAUAGAGUAAUUCAUGAGCAACAGCUUGGUCUACCCUGGCAACCUCCAGAUCUCUCGAUCAUGACCAAAAGUGAACUUCCUUCCUUCUCAUCAGCAAUGCAGGCUGUUGAUAAAUUGUUUAAAGACAAAGAGGAGCUUAAUGCGAUAAGAUCUAAAGGAAAUUUACUUCGUCAUAUUUUACAUAAAAUUGCUGACAGCUCUGGAUUCCUGGUGGAAGAGAAAAUAUUUCCUUUGCUUUUUCCCUACAGGAAAACAGAAAAAACUUUAGUUAAAAUUGAAAAUAUUUUUAAGGCACUUGGAAUUCAAACUGAGGAAGAUAUACAAAUGCUCAAAGAGUAUUUUAUUCCAAAAAGUUCUUCAGAAGAAAAAGAUGAGGUCGAUCUGUUCACAUCACUCAACAGGGGCAUGACUCAUACUCUCUCAAAACUGUCUGCUGCUGCUGCUGCUGCCAAAGAUGAAGACGACCAAGGGUCUGUUGCCAGUGAUGCAAAGAGUAUGAGUGAAGGAAGUGCUACAGCUACCUUGCCAGAUUCUGUUCGAGACACCAAAAUUGACAUAUCAGCAAUAAAGGAAUUAGGAGAUGUUCCAAAGCCUGAUCAUUGUGAUCCUUCUCAUCCUUUAAAAAUCGAUCCAAUUUAUGUUUUAAAGGCUUUGAGAGCCUUUGUCACUGAUUUCAGUAAAAGCAAAGAAAUUGUUGUAGAGACCUUGUCAGAUCGUCUUGCUAAAGAACGCAGAACAGUGUCACGUUCAUUGAAAACUGAAGAUGUUACUGCUUACUGGACAAGAUUCACACAAAUAUUCAGUCCAGAAAAGGAGAAGUUGUGGGAUGCUUUAUUGAUUGGGCUUCAUAAAUAUCUUGAGAUAUUACAAGCUAGACACAAACUGAAUGAAGAAGUGCAUUCUCUUCGUCAGCAAAACGAUGAGCUAAAAAGGCUUCUACAGCAAUAUGUUAUGACUUUUGGCCAGGGCACGAAGCGUGGUCUUCCUCCAAUUAAAAAUCCAAAACAAAAGCGUGACAUGUGUAGAUGGCGCACUGAUGUGUUACUGUCCAGAUGCCUUGCUCCUGCCAGUAAUCCCCACUCAUUUCUGCGUUCGCUGUUGGACUCUUUGAAUAUGUCUGAAACAGUCGUGUCUGUGUGUUGGAAAGACCAUACCAGUGAACUUUCUACAGUAUACAAAAGUUUAUUGGAGAACAAUGUUUUGGUAGAUUGUACUAUCUCUGCUGAGGGUCAGACCUUAAAAGCUCAUAGGCUAAUUUUAUCAGCUUGCAGUCCAUACUUUCAUAUGCUGUUUCGUGAAGAGACUGGGAAGCAUACGUUUGUCAUCCUCUUAGAUGCUUCAUUUGAAACACUGAAAGCCAUGAUUGAUUUUGUGUACCGAGGGGAGGCCCAAAUUCCAGAAGGCAACUUGGAAGCAUUUCUGACUCUUGCUCAAUCCCUACAGAUCAAAGGUCUAAAUGGAAUUACUCAGCAUUAUAGUAAGAAUCGAUCUAGCAGUCUAACUGGAAACGCAUCCCAUAGUGCCCUAUGUGAGGAUGUACAAUUAGCAUCAUUGAUGACACCUUUGCAAGAACAUCACAAACCUCAGUGUGAUGAGGUGUCUGAAGACCCGGAAAUAACUGUAAAACAUGAACCUUUGCAUGCCCUAUCUACGGAAACAAGAAGUGAGAAACUGGAUAAUGUUAAAGUUGUUGAAGGCACAACUAAAAAUUUCAUGAGUGAAAUGGAGGGUAGUGAAGAGAAUUUGAACCUUUUCUCAAAGCCUCUCAAAAAAGAACAUGAAAAUUUUAAUGAGUCCUUUCAUGGAAAUGUGGAUUUAUCAGUGAUGCAAACUUCACAAGAGCAGCAGAUGCAGUUGAACUUUGAAGUGUCUUCUGGCCAAAAUGUUGCUGAGACAAAUGACCCUUUGCAGUUUGCAAUUUUGGUGCCAAAAAUCGAACAUUUGGAUGAUAAAGACAGAGAUGAACUCGUGGAUGACUCUGAUUUGUCAGGAAAUGGUGCAAAUGAAACAGGCGAUGCAACAGAAGCUUGUUAUGGUGAACAAAAUCCUGAUCAACUCUCAAGUGAGUAAAAUAAUUUAUUUUUAUAUUUAUUUGUUUAUGAAGGACGCAGAAUAGAAGUGGUGUAACUCUGAAAACAUGAUAUUGAAGAAGCAGCAAUUUUGUGAAAUUGAGAAGUAAAAAAGGUGGUAAGGUGACCAAAUAUUAUAUUGAAAUGGUCACUUCAAUAGUGCACUAUCACAUUCUCUGGUAAGAAAAUUAUUGAAUUAACACCUUCAUUUCUCUAUAAAUAACAUAAAAAAACUUCACAAUAAACUGGACUUGUAAUGGUACUGUUC
Gryllus bimaculatus (two-spotted cricket) is the source of this 3814-nucleotide messenger RNA. The record is from the annotation of a GenBank genome assembly. NCBI's taxonomy places the organism in Eukaryota, Metazoa, Arthropoda, Insecta, Orthoptera, Gryllidae.